This is a messenger RNA of Drosophila willistoni, 1578 nucleotides long. Its product is annotated as cytochrome P450 6a2. The record is from RefSeq and is a predicted model, not a curated record. The transcript is spliced from 2 exons. NCBI's taxonomy places the organism in Eukaryota, Metazoa, Arthropoda, Insecta, Diptera, Drosophilidae. Gene Ontology annotation, molecular function: oxidoreductase activity, acting on paired donors, with incorporation or reduction of molecular oxygen; iron ion binding; monooxygenase activity. Bases 16 to 1539 code for a protein of 507 amino acids.
ACUGCAAAAACAACAAUGUGGAUAAUUGUUUAUUUGGUUAUUGCAAUUGCAUCAUUGAUUGCGUAUCUGCUGCAUCGGAAUUUGAACUAUUGGAAAUAUCGAGGAAUCCCACACGAAACUCCACAUCCAUUCUACGGCAAUUUGAUUGGCUUUCGCAAGAAUCGUAUUGUCCAUGAUCUUAUUAUUGACUACUACAAUAAAUUUCGGAAGACUGGAAAUCCAUUUGUGGGAUUUUACUUGCUAAAUAAGCCAACCGCUUUCAUUGUGGACACCAAGUUAGCCAAAAAUAUUUUGAUCAAGGACUUUUCCAAUUUUGCCGACCGCGGUCAGUUCCACAAUGAAAAGGAUGAUCCACUCACACAGCAUCUUUUCAAUCUGGAUGGAAAGCGAUGGAAGGAGUUGCGUCAGAAGUUGUCAGCGACCUUCACAUCUGGCAAAAUGAAGUUCAUGUUUCCCACUGUAAUCAAAGUAUCCGAGGAAUUGGUUAAAGUUCUUAAUGAAAAGGUACCAGCUGGAAACAAAAAUGGAACAGUUUUGGAGAUCAAAGAACUGGUGGCUCGGUUUACCACAGAUGUGAUUGGAACCUGUGCCUUUGGCAUUGAGUGCAAUACUUUAAGGACUCCUGAAACCGAGUUCCGCAAAAUGGGCAUAAAAGCCUUUACCGAAGUAAGACAUGGCCCCUUACUAACAACCUUUAUUGUGAGCUUUCCAAGUUUAGCCAAAAAAUUGCGUAUGCGAAUGGUUCCAGAAGAUGUACACAAGUUCUUUUUACAUUUGGUCAAAGAUACGAUAUCCUACAGGGAAAAGGAGAAUAUCAAAAGAAAUGAUUUCAUGGAAAUGUUGAUUGAACUUAAGAAGAAGGGAAGCAUGACAUUGGAUAAUGGUGAAGUGGUCAAGGGCAUGGACCUUGGAGAACUGACAGCCCAAGUGUUUGUAUUCUACUUGGCUGGCUUCGAGACGUCCUCAUCGACCAUGGGAUAUUGUCUAUUCGAGCUGGCUCAGCACCAAGAUGUCCAAGACAAAUUGCGAGCAGAGGUAACUGAGGUGCUAGACAAACAUGAUGGAAAACUGAGCUACGAAUGCAUUAAAGAUAUGCAUUAUCUUGAUCAGGUUUUGUCGGAAACCUUGCGUCUUUAUACCAUUGUUCCUCACCUUGAGCGGAAAGCUUUAAGUGAUUACAAUGUACCGGGAUCUCCGAACUUGGUUAUUGAAAAGGAUACUCAAAUCGUCAUUCCUGCCUGUGCAUAUCAUCGAGAUGAAGAUCUCUAUCCUAAUCCAGAGAAAUUCGAUCCAGAUCGAUUCUCAGCGGAGGAGGUUGCCUCCCGUGACUCUGUCGAGUGGUUGCCCUUCGGUGAUGGUCCUCGAAACUGCAUUGGGAUGCGAUUUGGUCAAAUGCAAGCCCGCAUCGGCAUGGCUCAAAUCAUAAAGAACUUUAAAUUCUCCAUAUGUGAUCAAACCGAAAUGCCCCUAAAAUAUGAUCCAAAGUCGUUCGUUUUAGGUACGAGUCAUGGCAUUAAUUUACGAGUGGAUAGAGUCUAAAUCAAAAUAUAAAAAUCUGUUGGUGUUUGCAUACGUAAA